UCUUCACAUGCUAACUGGUGAAUACAGAUGGGUUUUUUCUACUGAGUUUAUUGCAAACUUUCAAAAAUGGAUAACUUAGAAAUAUCUGUAACUAAAAGUAACGGAAGUGAGAAGAAAUUGGACGAAGAUUAUAUAUACGGAAAAUGGGGUCCGUAUCAGAUCGUUCAGACAGCUAUCGUCCUUUUCAACAUAUGGCCAACUGGAUUUCAACUCUUGAUAGGAGUCUUCAUUGGUUACAAGCCUGAAUUUCAAUGUGCAGCGCCAGAUUUAGACAGUGAAAUUGUCACAAACAGCUCCGUAUACGUUAAAUAUGAGAAAUGUCACAUAGAAGUAUUUCUCAAUAACACCCGUGACACGAAUCAUCAGCUGCUGCAGAGGACUGCAUGUCUCCAUGGCUUCCAGUACAGUCUGGAUAAAGACAGCACGAUUGUGACAGAGAUGGACCUAGUUUGUGAUCACGGAAACCUACCAGAACUCGUGCAGACUCUAGUAAUGGCGGGGCAGCUAGUGGGAGCAGCGUUUGGAUCUUCUCUAAGUGAUAAAGUUGGAAGGAAGACAGUUCUUCUAGGCAGCCAUCUACUGACGCUAGUUUUCGGCAUAGGUGUUGCAUUCUCACCAAACUAUACAACUCUUGGCAUCUUGAAAUUCAUUCUCGGUGUUUUGCAACAGGGAAUGGUAAUGUCAAAUGCAGUGAUGGGAUUAGAGCUUUUUCCGCAAAGUACACGAUUCUAUAUGGAGUCUUUAGGGCUAUUCUUUUGGACAACAGGACUAGUUAUCAUGGCUCCAAUAGCUUAUCUACUGAGACACUAUUCAUGGAGAUACCUUCAAAUUGCAUUAACAUGCUUUUCCUUGUUCAGUUUGGUUCAAUAUUGGGUUCAAGAUGAAUCAUUGAGGUGGCUCUUGGCAAAUGGGAAAACAGAGGAAUCCGAAAGAAUAAUAAGGAAAGUGGCAAAAUGGAAUAAAAUCAAUUAUGCUGACCUCAAGAAGAUAGUGGACAGAAGAAUGGCACGUGACCAAAAGGACACGCAACAAGCAGACACCGAGGAAAAUAAAGAACACGGUCAGGUGUCGUCAGACAUGCUUGUUGUCGAGAAAUAUUCCAUUUUAACCGUACUCCGUAGCAAAACCAUUUUCAUCAUAUCCUUGAUUAUGUGGUUUACAUGGGUAACCAACACUGUGACGUAUUUUGGGCUGACCCUGACAUCGACAUCACUGGCGGGAGAUCGUUUCCUGAAUUUUUUCCUAUCGGCGGUUGUUGAAUAUAUUGCUGCAAUUCUUGAAUAUAUAAUGCUCCGUUGCCUCGGGAGAAGAACAAUAACGAUUGUUUUCCAUGCCAUAUGUGGGGUAUCUCUGACUUCAGCCACUUUAUUUAAACACUUUUCAGAUGGUGACAGCAACCUUGAGACGGCGUCAGUUGUAGCUACAUUUGUGGGGAAAAUGGCGAUAACAGGAUCAUUCAGUACUCUUUUCUUAUACACUCCUGAACUCUAUCCAACAAAUCUGCGGAACGUUGGAAUAGGAUUUUCUUCAUCUUUCUCAAGAAUUGGUGCUAUAGUCUCUCCCUUUGCUGGAACUUUGGCUGAAGAAAUACCUUGGGCUCCGGGAACAAUAUUUUCGGCGAUGUGUUUCAUUGUGGUAGUUAUUCUCUUAUAUUUACCGGAAACGCGUGGUGUAGAAUUACCCCAGACUUUGACGGAAGUUAAAUUGUGGUAUACCGAUCACAGUGGACUACAUCGAAGACAUAAAUCGGAGACUACGAAACUUUAAGAAUCAUUUAUAAGAUAUAUUGGACUCCAAAAUAUGCACCACGAGUGAGCAGAUUCUGUCCCAUUGUUUAUUUUUUUUUUUUGUAAUUCAUUUAUUUUUUGCUUUAACAAUAAAUAAAUAUUUACAUAUUAACAAUACAUGAUAAUAUAGUAUUAGAGGCAAACACGGAAUUAUGGACAGUAAAUUUCAGUUAGUCCGCAUGCAUGCAUGUAAGAAUUAAUUCAUACCCAAAUCCUCGUAGCAUGCUUAUAUUCAAUAUUUUAUUUUCUAAAUUAUCAAAAAUUGUAUAUAGAAAUAAUAUCUCGGUGUAACGGCGGGUGACGUACUAGUUAAUCGUGCAUACAUAUGUACCAAAUUACAUUAUUCUAACUAUUCCUUUUUAUUGUAAUCAUUUCAGAUUAAUUUACAUGACAAAUUAGUGAAAAUCACAAGAUGAGCGAAAACAUUCUGAAGAGUUCAUUAUGGACUUUUCUUUUAAAAUAUUGUGAUAAUAUAUUCCUGUUGAUUUAAAACAGAAAAGUUAUGAAGAUUACGGAGGAAAUAUAGACUAAUUCUGAUUAAGUCGCAAGUUUAGUUUAGCCAUUAUAAGUUACUUAAGUAUAAUGUCGCAGGAAAAAUAUCUAAUUCGUUUUAUGCUGCGUUCGCUUCAACUGUCAUACCCCUGUCAUCUCAAUUAUUUUUUCCCCCCAUCAAAACUUCUUAUAACGUAAAUUAUAUUAUAUCGAUGUUAUGACGUUGCGUUUUUAACGUCAUUUUGACGUUACCAAAAUUGACAUCAAUAGCAUGCGCAACGUCAUAACAACUCCUCUUGAAUGUGGUCUAAAGGAGCUAAAGAAGGCCUUAUAUCCCCACUGUGUCUUUAUCAUAUUUUCAUCUGUCAAUAAAAUGUGCGUCUUCAAUAAAAUAUACAUUGUA
Molecule: messenger RNA, 2682 nt
Organism: Ostrea edulis (European flat oyster)
Lineage: Eukaryota; Metazoa; Mollusca; Bivalvia; Ostreida; Ostreidae
Product: organic cation/carnitine transporter 2-like
Exons: 11
Coding region: 67-1767 (566 amino acids)
Biological process (GO): transmembrane transport
Cellular component (GO): membrane
Molecular function (GO): transmembrane transporter activity
Source: RefSeq, a predicted model, not a curated record